UCUCUCACACACACACACAUAGAGAGAGAGAGAGAUUAAAAUAGAGAGCAAGAGUAGUUAGAAGCUGAUGAUCAGAAGUAAGCAGGUGAGAAAGACCUCCCUCCCUCCGGCCACCACAGACAGCCCCAUCUCACCAAAUCCAUCUCAAAAUAAUCCAAUUCCACACAACAAACGAUUUCCCAUCCGUUUAUUAAAAAGACAAAAUUAAAGUAAGAUCAUGUCACUCAUUCUCAUCUCUCCUCUCUCAUUUCCCUCUCUAACUGAUCCGCCGCCGCCAUGCAGCCCUCUCUCCGCCGCAAGUUCUCCCCGGCGCUCCUCUCCGCGGCCGCCUCCAUGAAGCCCGCCGCCUCCGCAGCCCGCAAGGGCGGCAACCUGUCGGCCUUGGUGGUGAUCCUCUCCAUCUUCCUAUUCGGGUGCUUCAUGUACAACGAGGACGUCAAGUCCCUCGCCGAGUUCCCCUUCUCCCGCCCCAAAGAGGACACCCGCCUCGACACCACCGUCUCCGUCGUCAUGAACGCCAGGACAGUCGUCGAAACGGAGGUGGAGGCUCACAAACCAGAAACCACCAAGGAAGAGAUUAAGAUUCAGUUGCCGUUGCCGGUGGAGGAAGAAGAAGAAGACGAGGACGACGACGACGGGGUUGAAAUCCCGCCGGAAGGGUGCGAUCUGUUCAAUGGGCAAUGGGUUUUCGACAAUACGUCGUCGUACCCGAUUUACAAAGAGGAAGAAUGUGAGUUCUUGACGGCGCAGGUUACUUGUUUGAGGAAUGGAAGGCGAGAUUCUUUGUAUCAGAACUGGCGAUGGCAGCCCAACGAUUGUUCUUUGCCCAAAUUUAAGGCAAAAUUAUUGCUUGAGAAGAUGAGGAACAAGAGAUUGAUGUUUGUUGGGGACUCUUUGAAUCGAAAUCAAUGGGAAUCUAUGAUUUGUUUGGUUCAAUCGGUAGUCCCACCGGGAAGGAAGAGCUUGAACAAGAAUGGCUCCUUAUCAGUUUUCAGAAUUGAGGAUUACAAUGCGACCGUGGAGUUUUACUGGGCACCAUUCUUGGUGGAAUCGAAUUCGGAUGAUCCAAACAUGCACAGCAUCUUGAACAGAAUAAUCAUGCCCUCUUCAAUCAAGAAGCACGGCAAGAAUUGGAAGAAUGUGGACUACCUCAUCUUCAACACAUAUAUUUGGUGGAUGAACACUUUCGCCAUGAAAGUUCUACGAGGAUCGUUCGACAAAGGCGCGAGUGAGUACGACGAAGUGGAAAGGCCCGUAGCUUAUGGGAGAGUGAUGAGGACUUGGGCUAAGUGGGUUGACAAAAACAUUCAUCCCAAUCGAACCAAAGUCUUUUUCAUGAGCAUGUCUCCUCUUCACAUCAAGAGCCUGGAUUGGAACAAUCCGGAUGGCAUCAAAUGUGCAAAGGAAAGAGAGCCGAUUUUAAACACAACGAUGGCGCUGAGCGUGGGCACGGAUCGCAGGCUGUUUGCAAUCGCAGCGAAUGUGACGAAGUCGAUGAAAGUAGGAGUUCAUUUCAUCAACAUAACAACAUUAUCAGAGUAUAGAAAAGAUGCGCAUACUUCAGUUUACACAAUUCGACAGGGGAAGAUGUUGACGGAGGAGCAGCAGGCCGACCCGGCCACCUACGCCGAUUGCAUUCAUUGGUGCCUACCGGGAUUGCCCGACACGUGGAAUGAGUUCAUUUAUGCUCGUAUCAUUUCCACUUCUUGAUCACCUAAGGUGUUGCAACAGAUUUUGUCCCUUUCUCUUUUCUUUUUGGGUUAUAUAUGUAGAUCAUCUAUUCUUUCUUCAUACUAAUGCGAUAUAUCAUGGGCCCUUUUACCAUCUAUUUUUAGUUUAUUCAUUUUAUUUGGCCCAUGUUGUUCACACUCAAUUGUAAAAUUACUCCGAUUAUAAAAAUAAUAAUAAAGUGACAGCGAAUAACUA
Molecule: messenger RNA, 1926 nt
Organism: Salvia miltiorrhiza (redroot sage)
Lineage: Eukaryota; Viridiplantae; Streptophyta; Magnoliopsida; Lamiales; Lamiaceae
Product: xylan O-acetyltransferase 1-like
Exons: 5
Coding region: 277-1710 (477 amino acids)
Cellular component (GO): Golgi apparatus
Molecular function (GO): O-acetyltransferase activity
Source: RefSeq, a predicted model, not a curated record